CUCCCACGGCGGUUGGCCAUAUAGAGGCUGGGGGUGGGGGGAGGUCAAGCGUAGCCUCUUCUCCUUUACCAAGAUGGCGGCUCGUCCCUGUUUCGCCACAGUUCCUACCUUAUGAGCUUGGUUUCCUUGCGCUGAUAAGAGUGGAACAGCAGGAGCUGGCGGGCUGACCCAGGUGGCCUCGGGACGGACUUCCUGGCUGUUGACCGUUUUGCUGUGGCUCACCGGACUGUGUGUAGGCGCCAGAUCAACCAUGAGCUCCGUUGCCGUUUUGACCCAAGAGAGCUUUGCUGAGCACCGAAGUGGGCUGGUUCCGCAACAGAUCAGAGUUGCCACUCUGAAUUCAGAAGAAGAGAGUGACCCUCCGACCUACAAGGAUGCCUUCCCCCCGCUGCCUGAGAAAGCACCUUGCUCGGAGAGCACGCAGGAACCUGCCGGCGCCUGGGGUAACAAGAUCCGGCCCAUCAAGGCUUCUGUCAUCACUCAGGUGUUCCACGUGCCCCUGGAGGAGAGGAAGUACAAGGACAUGAACCAGUUUGGAGAAGGCGAACAAGCGAAGAUCUGCCUCGAGAUCAUGCAGCGGACUGGCGCCCACCUGGAGCUGUCUCUUGCCAAAGACCAGGGCCUCUCCAUCAUGGUCUCCGGGAAGCUGGACGCCGUCAUGAAAGCCCGCAAGGACAUCGUUGCAAGACUGCAGACGCAGGCCUCAGCGACUGUUGCCAUCCCCAAAGAACACCAUCGCUUUGUUAUUGGCAAAAACGGAGAGAAACUGCAAGACUUGGAACUGAAAACUGCAACCAAAAUCCAGAUCCCACGCCCAGAUGACGCGAGUAACCAGAUCAGGAUCACGGGCACCAAAGAGGGCAUCGAGAAGGCGCGCCACGAAGUCCUGCUCAUCUCCGCCGAGCAGGACAAACGCGCUGUGGAGAGGCUGGAGGUGGAGAAAGCGUUCCACCCCUUCAUCGCUGGGCCUUACAAUCGACUCGUCACUGAGAUCAUGCAGGAGACAGGGACACGCAUCAACAUCCCCCCACCCAGCGUCAACCGGACAGAAAUCGUCUUCACGGGGGAGAAGGAGCAGUUGGCUCAGGCCGUGGCUCGGAUCAAAAAGAUAUAUGAAGAAAAGAAAAAAAAGACUACAACCAUCGCAGUGGAGGUGAAGAAAUCCCAGCACAAGUACGUCAUUGGGCCCAAGGGCAACUGCUUGCAGGAGAUCCUGGAACGGACGGGAGUCUCCGUGGAGAUCCCACCCUCCGACAGCAGCUCGGAGACGGUGAUACUUCGUGGCGAGCCCGAAAAGCUGGGGCAGGCGCUGACUGAGGUCUAUGCCAAGGCCAACAGUUUCACAGUUUCCUCCGUGUCCGCUCCUUCCUGGCUCCACCGUUUCAUCAUCGGCAAGAAAGGGCAGAACCUGGCCAGAGUCACGCAGCAGAUGCCGAAGGUUCAUAUUGAGUUCACAGAGGGCGAAGACAAGAUCACGCUGGAAGGCCCCACGGAGGAUGUGAACGUGGCCCGGGAGCAGAUUGAAGCCAUGGUGAAGGACUUGAGUAACCGGAUGGACUACGUGGAGAUCAACAUCGGAGCCAACAUCAACAGGGUCAAGGACCAGUACAAGGUGUCUGUGCGCAUCCCUCCAGACAGCGAGAAGAGCAGCCUGGUCCGCAUCGAGGGCGACCCACAGGGCGUGCGGCAGGCCAAGCGGGAGCUGCUGGACCUCGCCUCCCGCAUGGAAAACGAGCGCACCAAGGACCUGGUCAUCGAGCAGAGGUUUCAUCGCACCAUCAUCGGGCAGAAGGGCGAGCGGAUCCGUGAGAUCCGGGACAAGUUCCCAGAGGUUAUCAUCAACUUUCCAGACCCAGCACAAAAAAGUGAUAUUGUCCAACUGAGAGGGCCUAAGAAUGAAGUUGAGAAAUGCACAAAGUACAUGCAGAAGAUGGUGGCGGAUUUGGUGGAGAACAGCUACUCGAUCUCGGUUCCGAUCUUCAAGCAGUUCCACAAGAACAUCAUCGGGAAAGGAGGCGCAAACAUCAAGAAGAUCCGAGAGGAAAGCAACACCAAGAUCGAUCUCCCAGCGGAGAACAGCAACUCUGAGACCAUCGUCAUCACAGGCAAGCGGGCCAACUGUGAGGCCGCCCGGAGCCGCAUCCUGUCCAUCCAGAAAGACCUGGCCAACAUAACCGAGGCGGAGGUCUCGAUCCCGGCCAAGCUGCAUAACUCCCUCAUCGGCACGAAGGGCCGCCUGAUCCGCGCCAUCAUGGAGGAGUGUGGCGGGGUCCACAUCCACUUCCCUGUGGAGGGGUCGGGCAGUGACACGGUUGUCAUCAGGGGCCCCUCCUCGGACGUGGAGAAGGCCAAGAGACAGCUCCUACACCUGGCAGAGGAGAAGCAAACCAGGAGUUUCACCGCCGACGUCCGCGCCAAGCCGGAGUACCACAAGUUCCUCAUCGGCAAAGGGGGCGGCAAGAUUCGCAAGGUGCGCGACACCACAGGGGCCCGCAUCAUAUUCCCAACAGCUGAGGACAAGGACCAGGAUCUGAUCACCAUCAUGGGAAAAGAGGAUGCGGUCAGGGAGGCCCAGAAGGAGCUGGAGGCCCUGAUCCAGAACCUGGAUAACGUGGUCGAAGACUGCAUGCUGGUGGACCCCAAGCACCACCGUCAUUUUGUCAUCCGAAGAGGCCAGGUUCUGCGCGAGAUUGCUGAGGAGUACGGUGGGGUGAUGGUUAGCUUCCCGCGCUCCGGCACACAGAGCGACAAAGUCACCCUCAAGGGCGCCAAGGACUGUGUGGAGGCGGCCAAGAAGCGCAUCCAGGAGAUCAUCGAGGACUUGGAAGCCCAAGUGACCAUGGAGUGUGCCAUACCCCAGAAAUUCCAUCGAUCCGUCAUGGGUCCCAAAGGGUCCAGAAUCCAGCAGAUCACACGGGACUAUAAUGUUCAGAUUAAGUUCCCGGACAGAGAGGAGAAUCCAGUCCACAGCAUGGAGCCGGCCGUCCAGGAGAAUGGCGACGACACCGGGGAGAGCAGAGAGGCCGAGCCUGGCUCUCCCCGGAGGUGUGACAUCAUCGUCAUCUCUGGCCGGAAGGAAAAGUGUGAAGCCGCCAAGGAAGCCCUGGAGGCACUGGUUCCUGUCACCGUUGAAGUGGAGGUGCCCUUUGACCUUCACCGGUACAUCAUCGGGCAGAAGGGCAGCGGGAUCCGCAAGAUGAUGGACGAGUUUGAGGUGAACAUCCACGUCCCCGCACCGGAGCUGCAGUCCGACAUCGUCGCCAUCACAGGCCUCGCUGCGAACUUGGGCCGGGCCAAGGCCGGGCUCCUGGAGCGCGUGAGGGAGCUGCAGGCCGAGCAGGAGGACCGGGCUCUACGGAGUUUCAAGCUGAGUGUCACUGUGGACCCCAAGUACCACCCCAAAAUCAUUGGGAGAAAGGGGGCGGUGAUCACCCAGAUCCGCCUGGAGCAUGACGUGAGCAUCCAGUUUCCUGACAAGGACGAUGGCAGCCAGCCGCAGGACCAAAUCACCAUCACGGGGUACGAGAAGAACACAGAAGCCGCCCGGGACGCCAUAUUGAAAAUCGUGGGUGAACUUGAACAGAUGGUUUCUGAGGAUGUCUCACUAGACCACCGUGUCCAUGCCCGCAUCAUUGGCGCCCGCGGCAAAGCCAUUCGCAAAAUCAUGGAUGAAUUCAAGGUGGACAUUCGCUUCCCACAGAGCGGGGCCCCAGACCCCAAUUGUGUCACGGUGACGGGGCUGCCAGAGAAUGUGGAGGAGGCCAUCGACCACAUCCUCAACCUGGAGGAGGAAUACCUGGCCGACGUGGUGGACAGUGAGGUGCUGCAGGUCUACAUGAAGCCCCCUGCCCAUGAAGAGGCCAGGGCGCCGUCCAAGGGCUUCGUGGUGCGGGACGCUCCCUGGACUGCCAGCAGCAGCGAGAAGGCUCCUGACAUGAGCAGUUCCGAGGAAUUCCCCAGUUUUGGGGCUCAGGUGGCCCCCAAGACCCUCCCUUGGGGCCCCAAACGAUAAUGGUCAGAAAGCAGAAGCUUCUCCAGCCUGCUGACCCACGCCCCAGCACACAGUGGUUUGUCUCGACCUGACCCAGCGGCUGGACCCUCGUAAAUUGUCGAUACUCCCCCCUCCCCGAGGUCUCACAGUGAAGCCGGGGUGCCCGGCGCCGUGUGUGGCCGGUUCCGGGCCUGGCCAGCCCCAGCGCGUGCUCAGGACCCACCCCUGGCACCCGCGCUCCGGAUGGCUCGCCAUGGCGGUCAGCGCUGACCGGCAGCUCCCCGGUCCACCCAGCAUGUCCGGAGAGUGCUGGCCCCCAAGCCGUGGCUGAGUCUACUUCCUGUGUCAUGACCUCAGGAAAUAAAUUUCCUUGACUUUAUAAAAGCCAAAA
Messenger RNA from Pteropus alecto (black flying fox), 4382 nucleotides. RefSeq names its product high density lipoprotein binding protein (gene HDLBP). The transcript has 29 exons. The record is from RefSeq and is a predicted model, not a curated record. Gene Ontology annotation, cellular component: cytoplasm; nucleus. NCBI's taxonomy places the organism in Eukaryota, Metazoa, Chordata, Mammalia, Chiroptera, Pteropodidae. Bases 251 to 4012 code for a protein of 1253 amino acids. Gene Ontology annotation, molecular function: mRNA binding.